AUGGCCCGCUUUGGUGGACACGCGCUCCGUGACUUGGCCCGCGGUGUGGUGGGAGCUGCCGUCGGCAUCCGGUCCGACGUCGACCCUACUCCGGACGAUGUCGAGGCCCAGGCCGUCCCGACGGACACCCCGGCCCAGGACACCACUGUGGCUCCGGACCCGGCCCCCCCCGUGGAUCCACCUGCCACUCCGUCCCAGCCCCGGGCCAAACGUGGUGCCGACUUUCUCGCGCCCCAAAAGCAGCCUCCCAGCCACCCCCCCACGACUGGUGGCUUGCCAGCUGCUACCGCCGGACCCCCUAAGAAGAAGGCCAGCUUUCCUCCGGCCCGGCCUUCCACCCCUUCUUUUCCCCCCGCCAAGCCGGCGGCUGCUCCAUCCGAUGCGGCUCCCAAAGCUCCUGCGGCAACUGCUAAGGCCGCUCCGCCGCCACUCGAGAUGGACCUCUCCGUCCUAUGCACCCUGGACGAUGAUGCCAUUUACCGGUCCUUGGCCGACUUGCCGCCGUCCCAGGUGACUCGCCUUCUUUGCUUGAUCGCGGAGGUCGCCCAGGACGUCACUUAUGCCAUGGGCAACCUGGGCCAGCUUGACGUCGAGGUUCCGGUCGCGCACAUGUCCCAGACCGGCCCGCCUCCGAACCGAGGCCGCUACCCACAGACUACUCGUGGUGACCUCGCACCGUUGCUGGCCGGUCCGCGCUUUCCGGACCAACGGGCUGCCGAUGCCAUUCAUGCCGGUCUGGACCAGAACGAUGGCACCGGGCCCGCCGAUGGCAACGCGGCCCAGCCAACCCCCCCCGCAGCUGGUGGUGAUUCCGGUGGCCUCCGCGUGCUGCCCGGAUUCGCCCGCCCGCGCCAGGCCCUCCUUACGGACACGUCGGCCGUCGACCCGAAUGCGCCCCUGGUCCACUCUGAUCCCAACCGCCCCGGCUGCACUCCGGUCUUUGUGGAUCGGGGCCAACUCACCCCGCGCCGGGCCAAUACCGGCCCCUGGACCAUCAGUGAAGGCUGGGAGCGCCUCCGGCCCGUUCAUCCGCACGGACUCCUGGCCCUGGAGCAGGACUUGCCAAGCUGGGCUCCGCUCCAGGAGCCUCCGUCGGUUUUGUCUCACCUGCACAUUCGCGGCCCGGUGCUUUGCACUUUUCUGCCUCUCGCGGCCGGCCUGAUCCGGCCCCGCUGCGGCGAUGCCCAAAAAGUCGUGGAUCCCCGCCUUGCUGCCAACAUCGAGCUGGAGACCAUCGAGGAUGCGCCGGUACCUGUGCAUCCGCCGGUGACCCCUGCGGGCAACCCGGCCUUGGCAUCCGACCUUGGUUCCUUGCUCCAUGGCUUUCCUUUGCAGCCCUCCGCUGCCGCUCCUCUGAUCACACCGCCCCGCCCGCAGCGGUUGUGCCGGUCGCUACUGCUCACCCGGUCGGUCCUCCCUUACCUGGAGCUGGGCGACCGUUGCACCCUGUUUUUACAUACCAAGCUGGUACCCGCGCCUCGGGAACUCCAAGCACGUGCCAUUGCGAAAAAUGCCCCCAGUACUUUGCAGCUUUACUUGCGUUCCUGGUCUGCCUGGGUCCGGCACUGUAUCCUUUCUGGGAUUGAUCCGGCCGACCCGCCGCCCGGUGCACUCCCGUCCUGGCUUCAGCUGACUUCUGCCCCUUCUGGCCUCUCUACCACCAGUUUCAAGGCCUUGAGUUGGAUGGCCAAGGUGGCGGGCUUGCCUUCUAUACAGGUACAGUUGCACACUCCGCUCUGCUCCGCCUUUCUCUCCUCGACCGGCCCGGUGGAAAAGCGUGAAGCAUUGCUUCUUUCCGUGUCCUUUGUUGUCUGGCUCGAACGGUCCGUGAUGGAUCCCACGACUCUGCUUGCCGAGGUCCUGCUUCGGGGGUCGGUCCUGUGCCUGAUUUGGUCGUCUCUUCGUUGGAAUGACGGCCUUUGGUCUCCCCCGUCCCGGGUGAUACUGCAAUCCGGCUCCACUGCCCUGACCGGUGUCGCCACCCGCACUAAAAGCUGCCGAGCCAACAUGCCGUGGGGUUGCCAGCUCUUCGGGUUGACGGGCUCGCCGUCUGCUUGUUGGGGCAUUUCCUGGCUUAACGCCCUUCAGCAGUGCCUAUCCGACACCAAACGCACGUUCCCGGACCGCACGGUGGAUUUCUUGCUGCCGGUCCUCGGGCCUGACCCUGCCUCUCCGGUGUUUGUCUCUCCUUUGCACCGGUCCCGCGCCAUGCCCUGGCUCCGGGCCCUCCUGCAAGAACACUGGCACCUGCACUCCCCCGAGGCCUGCCCGCCUGAGCACUCCAUGUAUGGGGUUCACAGCUGCAAGGCCACUGUUUUAUCCUGGGCCAGGCAGCUUAACCUGGACCCCGAGCUUCGCCGUCUGCAAGGCCAUCACCGUCCGUCCUCCAUGGAAGGCUCCGUUCGGGUCUAUAGCCGAGACGAUAUAGGCCCAAUGUUAUCGUUGCAGGCUGAGGUAAUUAACCGAAUCCGGUCCGGUUACCGCCCCCUUCAGCCAGUGGGCCGCGGCUCUAGCAAACCCUUGCCUGACUUUCGGGUGUCCUUGCCGCCCCCGGAUAGCAACAUGGGUGGCAUGGCGCCUCGGGAAAGCUCUGCCCGAUCUCGCUCCCCCCGGCGCCGUCCGGAGCCGGAUAAAGAGGAGAUGGAAAGCACUGACCUCUCCGAUGACAGCUCCGACUCCGAACAAUCCGGGGCCUCGGGUUCGGACGAUGACUUUGCCAAGCCUCGGCCACCUCGCUCCCAACAGCGAGAGCCCAGCAUGAAUGGAUUUCUGCAUAACCCUCGCAGCAACGUCUUGCACCGUCCCGUUCCGUGCCCGCCCGACACUGCAAAAUCCGUACGCGUGCAUGGUGCUCCGCCCCGCCUGCGGGUGCCCAGCUCUGCCUCCGCCGUGCCUGCCAGACGUGAUGUCCCGCCACGCUGUGAAGAAGAUGCAUUUGCAUGUGCCAGCUCGUGCUCGUUCCUGCGCCUGUGGUCACACUUGUAUGCACUGUCUUUCUUCCGCAGCCGUUUUCUGUUUCAGCCUGCCCCGCCCCAACCCUCCCUUUCUUUUCGCCAUCUUCCGCCAUGGCGUCUGAUGGUUACCCGUCGGCUGGGCCUGGGGGCCGUCCGGUUCGAGCGGCCUGGGACCGUGAUGGCGCGGUUCUCCUGCCGUCUGCUCCGGAACUGCAAGACCUGGAAGAUUUUACCGACCAGCAACUCCUUGACCUCUUGCGCCGCUGCUCGGUCAGCUUCCUGGCCCGACUGGUCCGUCUUUGUGGGAGCAUCCUGCGACCGCCCCGGGUGGAUCCGACCCGCAGACGCCAGCAUCAAAAUCACGCGUGCCGCAUAUGCCACCGCUUCGGCUCUUAGGAUCAGGGUAGGCCGUCAGCUUGGACUUUUCCUGCCGUCAUCCUGGAUUUUUUGCUCCUCUGACAUGUCUGGUUCUGGCACACCCGCCUUUGACGAUCCUGCGGCGUUGGUUGCCCUGCUCCGGCAAUGGUCUGCUCCAGAUGAGCUUCUGGAGGUCCUCACUGUAAAGGGGUUCAAGACCAUCGCGACCAUUGCCUACGCUAUCCCUCCGGAUGGCUCCCCUGACGACUGGAUUCGCGUCUUGUGGCCUCCGACUGACCCCAACGACACCUCGGCCAGGAUCACACCAUCUGCCAGUUUUGCACGACGCCUUCUGGUGCAGGCGCGCGACCUUGUGCAUCCGGCACCUGCCCCGUCGACCCCUGCCUCUGCCGGGAGCGCUCCGCCUUCCCUUCCUGGCCCAAAAAUCACGGCCGAAGCGGCGGAGCUGCUGCGUCAAAAAUUCAUUGAGGCCUAUCCGGGAGAAAUCCUCUCCCCGUCCAACACACCCAGUUUGGAAUUUCUCAACCGCCUCCGUUCUGAGCUGGACAAGCCAACAACCCUGUGGAUUCCGUGGCGCUUGAGGACAUCUGAGCAUGACGUUCAGACGUUCUAUGAACAUCGCCGACCCAGGUCGGACAACCAGCUCCUCCGCUCCUUAUUGGAUGAUGUUCCGGACCCGGUUGUGGCUCACGCUUCCGUGCCUAACUCUGGCCCCGUUGAGCCCCUGCUUCGCCGCCACUUUGGGAUUCUGGUCACGGCCUUGGCUUUCCUGGGUGACCUGCACCUGCGUAUCGGCAAGAUUUUUGCGGAGUCUUUCAUUGCAUCUGCUACGGCUGUCCCUCUGGAUCCUUCCCUCCGGGCACCAUCUCUGCAAGAAGUACUCGCAGCCGACCGGUCCAUCUGGGCUGCCGUGGGCACACUAAUGCGAGAUGAGAAGUGGUCGCUGGCUGAUUCCAUUCAUGAGGUUUCCGUCACCCGGCACAUGAUUCCGACUUUGUUAUGUGCCCGGCCCCGGUCCAUGCCUGCCCCUCCGGUCCGGGAACCCACCCGCACAGGGGGCACGGCCGACACGUCACUGCCAGCCAAGCCUGACCGGCCCACGAAGCGUCUCAAAACCGACGGCAAACCGGAAAAACCGACCGGCAAAGCCAAAGCAGAUGCCAAAAAGCUGGCCGGUAAGAAACCCGUCAAGGAUCUGUGGGAAGAGUCGUGGCAUGAGGUGGACGAGAAUGGCAAGGAAAUUUGCAAACGCUUUGUGCUCGGCCGCUGCAAAUUGGAUUCCUGCCGCUUUUCACAUUCCUGCCCGAUUCCGCUCCCUUCCGGCAAACCCUGCGGCCAGAAACACACGGCUGCCAAACACCGCGCCACAUCGCACUGA
Molecule: messenger RNA, 4710 nt
Organism: Symbiodinium sp. CCMP2592
Lineage: Eukaryota; Dinophyceae; Suessiales; Symbiodiniaceae
Source: the annotation of a GenBank genome assembly